AUGACCUCUGUCAUCUCCAUGUCUUCCAGACUAAUGAAUGUAUCCAGCAUAGAAACUAUCAACUUUGUUAGCUACUUUAUCCUCAUGGGUUUUCCCUCAAGUCCAGAAAUGCAGCUCCUCUACUUCAGUCUCUUCUCAGUAGCCUAUACUCUCACCCUGAUGGGAAAUGCAGCCAUUGUCUGUUCUGUGUGGUGUGACCAGCACCUUCACACUCCCAGGUAUGUCCUCUUGGGAAAUUUCUCUCUCCUGGAAAUAUGUUAUGUUACAAGCAAGUCCAUCUCAUUCAUGAGUUGUUUUGCACAGUUCUACUUCUUCUUCUCUUUUGGGUGCGAUGAGGGCUUCUUUCUUUGCAUCAUGGCCUUUGACAGGUAUCUUGCCAUCUGCCGCCCUCUACAUUAUUCACGCAUCAUGACUAAACAAGUAUGCACUGGCCUCAUCAUCUUUGCAUGGUCCUGUGGGUUUGUAAUCUUCCUAACUCCAGUUAUUCUCAUUUCACAGCUCUCCUACUGUGGCCCAAAUAUUAUCAACCAUUUUGUCUGUGAUCCUGUCCCACUGAUGAUGCUGUCCUGUUCUGAAGACAUUAUUACCCAGCUCAUUUACUCCACAUUCAAUUCUAUAUUCAUGAUUGGCACCUUUCUCUUUAUCCUUUGUUCCUAUGCUCUGGUGAUUCUGGCUGUAAUGUGGGUGCCCUCAGAGGCUGGCAAACGAAAGGCUUUCUCCACUUGUACUUCUCAUUUGGCAGUUGUCACCUUGUUUUAUGGCUCUAUCAUGAUGAUGUAUGUUAGACCUGGAUCAGGACACCCAGUAAAAAUGCAACAAAUCAUUACCUUGUUUUAUUCUGUGAUAACACCUCUCUGCAAUCCUCUAAUAUAUAGUCUCAGGAACAAAGAGAUGAAAGAUUCUCUGAAGAAAAUCUUCAGGACUGGAAAAUGUGUUAAUAAAAUAUAAAUGAGAUAAUUUCCAUUUAUCAAAUAUAACUUGAAUUAAACAUGAAAAUUUGUCUACAAAUUCAUUGUUUUAUUUAAGAACUCCUAUAAUAAUGACUCAUUAACAUCUUAAACACCACUCAUCACAAUUUGUAAUACUGUGGUCUUAUUUAAGAAGAAUGUUUCAACAAUGAAUUAGAUUUUGUGUUGAAAUGAAUAAAAAGUAUGUAAAAUUCUAUGUCUAAGCUAGUCAGAACCUCUAUAUGAAAUUCAACUUUUUAAAAAGAAUACAGAUAUCCUUUUUGUUUUACUGAGCUAAAGUAAUUGAUAACACAUGUAACAGAUAAUAUAGACUGCUCUCACAAUUAACACUGUAAUCCAGUAAUUGUGCAGUAGGAGAUACUAGCUGAGAAAAAGCCAAGGUUUAAGAAGUCCAGCUUGUCAAAAUGUAGCAAGUGGCCCUCACAUUAUGGAAAGAAACUAAUAACCUUAGUUUGAUAUUUAGUGUUUUUUCAGAGAGUACACAAAACUAGAAUUAGGAAUUUAAAGUGGAUUAGUUACCUGGAAUA
Messenger RNA from Cebus imitator (Panamanian white-faced capuchin), 1495 nucleotides. Its product is annotated as olfactory receptor 11H6-like. The transcript has a single exon. Gene Ontology annotation, biological process: G protein-coupled receptor signaling pathway. Lineage: Eukaryota; Metazoa; Chordata; Mammalia; Primates; Cebidae. The record is from RefSeq and is a predicted model, not a curated record. Gene Ontology annotation, cellular component: membrane. Gene Ontology annotation, molecular function: G protein-coupled receptor activity; olfactory receptor activity. Bases 1 to 948 code for a protein of 315 amino acids.